Lycium barbarum (goji berry) is the source of this 532-nucleotide messenger RNA. RefSeq names its product metallothionein-like protein type 2. The record is from RefSeq and is a predicted model, not a curated record. The coding region runs from base 88 to 318 and encodes 76 amino acids. Lineage: Eukaryota; Viridiplantae; Streptophyta; Magnoliopsida; Solanales; Solanaceae. The transcript is spliced from 3 exons. Gene Ontology annotation, molecular function: metal ion binding.
CAGCCUUUCUUCUUUCAUCAAAACAACAAUUACUCUCAAUUUCUCAAUUUCUCUUAUUACUACUAAGUCUUUCAAAUUCAAACAAAAAUGUCUUGCAACGGAGGAAACUGUGGUUGUGGUUCUGGCUGCAGUUGCGGCAAUGGUGGAGGGUGCGGCAUGUAUCCUGAUUUGGAGAAGUCCACUACCCUUACCAUCAUUGAGGGAGUUGCGCCAAUGAAGAACAAAGCAAUGGUUGAGGGAUCAGUUGAGAAAGCAACAGAAGGAGGGCAUGGCUGCAAGUGUGGAUCAAACUGCCAGUGUGACCCUUGCAACUGUUAAAAAGUGUUUUUGUAGUUAAAGUGUUAUGUAAUAUUGUGUAAUAAAAGCUUUUGUAUAAUAAUUUGAAUAAGACUACAGCCAUGUAAUAGUGUUGGAUGUUACUCUCAUGGCUUUUCUGUUUGGUUGUUUAAUUUAAUGCUUGUCUGAAGGAAGCUGCUUAUCUGAGCUGUAACACAAACCUUAUUAAUGUGCAAUAUAUAAGUUGUCUCCUUCA